Molecule: messenger RNA, 1029 nt
Organism: Harmonia axyridis
Lineage: Eukaryota; Metazoa; Arthropoda; Insecta; Coleoptera; Coccinellidae
Exons: 3
Coding region: 1-981 (326 amino acids)
Molecular function (GO): catalytic activity
Source: RefSeq, a predicted model, not a curated record
AUGCUCGAGAUUGUCACCUCGGCUGAUAGAGCAUCGGUCGAGAGACUCAGAGCGAAAAAUUGGCGGAUACAUUACUUAUUCGGCCAAACAAAUCUUCGCCUUAAGGGACCAAACACAACGGCCGAGAGGAGAGAAGCACCUCAGGCCUCAACCUCUGGUCCGGCGCCGAAAAGGCCCAAAGGGAAGGUAAAGAAGAAGGUGGUGAAACCUUCAGGCAAUGAAGUGGCCACAAAACCGACCACCAGCUCUGGGGGAGGGGUGGUCCGCAAAGGCAUAAACCUCCAGCACUCGAAGGCAGCCUCUAGUGCCUUAUGCUGGAGAACAUCUAGAAGGCAUGUUGAUAUAGGGCUGAUACAAGAGCCCUGGAUCAAUGGAGGCCAAGUAAGAGGCCUACCAAACAAAGUAUAUCAGACGAUAUACUGUGAUAAGUCAGUAAGUCCAAGAGCUCUAAUAAUACUCAGAAGGGGACUAACCUGUCUUCCACUUACAGAGUUCCUGACAAGGGAUCUUGCUGCGGCAUUGGUUGAAGUGCGAACUGAGAGCAUCAAGAGGCAGCUGGUUAUCGCCUCAGGAUAUUUUCCAGGAGACGCCAUCAGCCCACCACCGGAGGAAGUACAACGCCUCAUCGAAUGGUGCCGCAUGGAGAAGAAACAACUGAUUAUGGGCUGCGAUGCGAACGCACACCACAAAGUAUGGGGCAGCACAGAUAUAAAUCAUAGAGGCACAGAGGAAAAAUAUAUCCCAGCAAAAAAUGCAUUAGUAUUGAUGGCAAGAGGAAUAAACGAUAAUUGGAAGCAGCCAUUAGGAUAUUAUUUUUUGAAUACAUCCUGUAGUCCAACAGACCUGAGUGGAAUUAUUGGAGAUUGCAUCGACAAAAUGGUUGAAAUAGGACUUGAUGCAAGAGUCCUAGUGUCUGAUUUGGGCUCUAACUUUGUUGCAUUUUCAAAAAAUUUAGGUGUAACUGAUAAAUGUAUAUACUAAAUUUGAUAUGAAUGGAAAGGAAUUGUAUCAAAUAAAAAAAAGCAAAUA